UACAAGCCGUAUUUGCCGGAAUGUGAACUUAAUAAUUAUUAUAUUUGGUUGGCAUAAAACUGGAACCGGUUAAACUCGAUAUGUAAACUUAUUUCUAAAACAUAUAAAGUAUGUCAUUAGGGAUUUAACCAAUCUUAAAUAAGAUGAUCAAAUCACGCUUUCUUCAUAUGGCUAUAGCCAAAAAAUUAUUGAUAGAUAAUUGCAGAAGAAACUUAUUUUUUGGUUGUCAAGAGUUUACUGUAACCGAUAUUGGAACCGCAGCGGACAUAUGUUUUCAUUCAUGCACGUGUAGAAUUUGUUUACGUUCACUUUGCUUUGAAUGAGAUAUUUUUGGGAAUUAAUAGGAUAUUUUUAUUUUAACCAAUUAUUAACUAUUAAUACAACAAACGCAAAAAUGACAACUGAAAAAGAAUUUUUGAAAUGGUUGCAACGAAAGGAAAAAUCGUUUUUGGAAAAUUUCAAAUUCGCAUUAAAUGCUUGGAAUUCAGCUGAAUUCACGCUUUCAAGUAAAUAUGAGUUAGUUCUGGAAUGGUUAUCCACAGAAGCAGCAGUCUUACCAGUGAACGAAAUUCCUUACGAGGAAUUCACAGAACUUUUAAAUAUGCGUGCCCAGCCAGGACUUAUAGAGCAAGAUGUCAAAAAGAAAUUCAUAAAAAUGAUGAUUUGUUUAUCUGAUAAGUUAGCAGAAGAAGCUUGUGUAGAAAGAACAUGUAAUUGGGCAAGGAUUUUGUUACUUUUGUGCGACUUUGAACUCUUACAAGAUUUGUACCGUGGUGACUACGAGUUACACGCUGAAGUUUAUUCAUCAUUACUUAUUUACUAUGAAUUAUAUUUAACAUCUUUUGAAUCAACAAAGAUGUACAUAAAUACAACUGCCAAAAAAACAUUGAGCAAUGCGACGGAAACGGAAUUCUUUUCAAGUGUCAUUAGUAAUUUACGAGAUCAUAUUAAAAGAACAGGCGAUAUGGAACGUUAUGACAAAUCUUAUAGGUUACAUAUUUUGCAGCCACUUGUGCGAGUAAUGCUAAUACUUCGAACUCAUUCUAUAUGUUUCUUUGAUGAGCUAUUACAGUUGGAACGUCUUUUAACUAACCAUCUACAAGACGAACAAUUUGUAGACCGUGUGAUAAACUUGCCACUGUAUGUUCGACUUCUAACGCUGGAAUGUGCUGUUGUCAACAGACGUGGAGUAGAGAGUUUUGUACAGCAUUUGUUGAAAUAUGCUUUUAAAGAACUAACAGAAGAAGUUGAGAAAGUUGAGCAAAAGCACAAUCAGAAACGUUCAAUAAUGCUCACAGCGGCAGCUUAUACGUUGGAAAUUUUUCGGAAACAUGAUAUCAAUUUGAAUUUCAAAAUGGAACUGGAAAAUCAAAAACCUGCUUUGACUUAUCUUGGCGAACAACUCUUCAUAUGCAUACAACAAUGCAAGCAACAUUAUUUGCGUGAAGUUUUAUUAGUGUUAUGUGCUGCUCUGCGUCUGAACCCACUUAUUUUGGAGCAAGAUAUUUUCCAGAUAACAACUUGGAUGAUCGUAGCUGAGAAAAAGAAUAAUGAAGAGCACACCUUGUUUGACGAAUAUCUGGUGUCGCUAAUGGAUAUGUUUCGUCGUUUAAGUCGUGUUGAGAAACUAGUUUUUAACAUGCUCAAAAGUCUUAAAGAAUGGUUAAACAAAUAUGAUAUGGAUUCAACUCACGAAGUAGAAAAAAAUCGUAAACGUAAAGCUGUGGAUGGAGUAGAAAUAAAUGCCAAGAAAUCAAAACCUCCCAGAGUAACGUUAGACGACGAAAUAACAUAUAUCCAUAUUAUUUUCGAAGAUUUCCAUAAGUUGUCAGCAGAUAGAAACAUUGACGAAAACAGUGGACUAUACAUAGAUUUUCCUUAUUUGCAUGCAGCCUGGCCUUCGAAUAGCGUGGGCAUUGCAUUUUCUAAAUUAAUAACUGGUCUAGUCUCAAAACCUGCACUUGUAAUUUGGAAGUCAUUGUUAUAUUCUCUCGAAGAAUUAAUACAGAAGUUACAAAAUCAUCCUGAAAAUGCAUGUCUUGAGAAUAAUCAAUUUCUCUUAGAUCUCCACGCCGCGUUAAUUUGUCAAUACUUUAACGGGUGCCGGCUGGCGGAGCAGUAUGAUAAAUUUGCAACCGAAGUUAAUGAACAACUUCGGAUCACCAAAGAAGUCCUCACUAAAUUCAAAAGCUUAGUACUCACGCAAGAGCACAAUGAUCGCUCAUUAAGCGCGCUACUUGAGUGUGUUUAUCAUGCUAGUAACUUCGAGCUGUUACUUAACUUUUAUCAACCAGAUGGGCUUAAUGGAAACCAAUUACCUGAUGCAGAAUGUUUACAUACAUUGAUUAGUACUGAAGAGUGGUCGUCACUUCAGAAACGUGUAAUGAAAUUAGGUAAAUCUCAGGGCAAAUUUUUGUGCCAUCGCCUCAUAUUGCAACGUAUGCAAGCACAAUCGGUUUUAAAAUCGAUGAACGACAAAACCGAUUUAAAAUUAGAAUCCGAAUCAACAUUCGACAAUAGUGUGCAAGGCGAAGUAAAGAACUUGCUGCAAAGAGAGCCAAGUAUGAAGUGGUUUCUUAGUCAAUUGAGUCCAAAAGCGAAGGUUAACAAAAUACAACAGUUACUAGAUGAAACAUCCGUAAUUGCCGCCAUGGCAGAGGACUUGGGCUCUUUAGAAAUUAUAGCGGGUGCUCUUUGUGCUCGCUUAGCUCAAACAUUUGCAUCUACGUCCAAAGGAUCAAUUUUAGCUACUUUAAAAGGUAAUUUUGACAACUUAAGCCAGGGCAUGUGUGCAGAACAAAAUACUGCUGAAAAAGAGUUACAAAAAUUGGUAAAUAUUGUACAAAUUCAUGCUCAAAAUGAAUAUAAUGUGAAAAAGCUACCAAAACACGAUGAGAUGAAAAAACUUAUACUACUUUGCCGGCAAUUGCCGCUGGGAUAUCUGCGAAGGCAAAGUAAAAACAUAAUUUUCACAUUUUUGAUAGCAUUUUAUUGCGAUUUGAAUGCAACAGAAAACAAAAAUUAUGCCUCGGAAGUAUUUGACGUAAUUAUAGACUUUCUACAUUUUGGUCAACAUGUGCCAAUCUUUAAAUAUUUCUCUUUAGAAACAAUUUUACGCGUCAUGCCUGUUGCUACCUCUUGGCCAUUCUAUGAGUUUGUAUUUUCCACCAUUAAAUCAGAAGAGAAAGGUAGCGAACAAUUUCUUACGUCGUUAGCUGAAAAUUUUGAAUCUGCUCAGAAUUCCGACUGUAAACUUAGCGAUGAACAGCGUCGUCUUCUGUUGCUGGCUAUCGAAACACUUGCGGCACUUAAUGGCCCCAGCGCUAAACGCAUGCGUAAACAUUUUGAACGCAUUUUAGCCAUUUACUCGAAAUAUGUGUAUGCAUAUUUCAAUAAACACAAUGCAAAGGAAGCCGACAAAACACCUGAUCAGCAAGCGAAGAAAGACAAAAAAUUUGUCGAAAAAACAUUAGCUGGUUUCGCGCCAUACUCGAAUGCUUUACUCAUAAAUGCGACAAAUGGAAAAUGUAACGAUGUAGAUAAGCAGGCUGCAAUGGUGACUGAAGACUUUCGACGAAUUUGUAAAAUAUAUAUUGGUCACUCAAUGGACUAUAAAAAUCCAUUUGCCAUACGCCUUUUGCAAGUGGCGCUAAAUCAUCGACAAUUGUUGCAUUUGGAUCAAGAUGAAGUAGAGUUUGUACUUAGUCAUUAUUGGCAGCAACUGAAUGCCGACUUGAAGAGUACAAGUUUAAAUGAAGCGAAUACUGUGAAAACGACAGAGACAACUGUGAAAAUGAUUAUCGGUAAUAAAACUAAUGAAGAUUUUCUGUUAACUCUGCAGAGUCUUGCUACAAAUCUGGAUGUCGUUCAGGAUUAUAGAAAUAUUUUGCGUUGUCUAGAGUUGAUAGCCAAAUGUUCAUUUAGUACAAUCAAGGGUGCUAUUUUUAACGAUAAAUUUAAAUCGAUCACUUGUAAUAUCGUACUGCGCCUUUCAAAAAAUGAGCAACAACAAUUUGUGGAUAAGGAACAAGUAUUGGCCUUAUUAGCAGCACAAAAAUCCUUAGUUGAAAACAAAAUGAUACCUAUUUCAAUGGACACUUUAGAUAACAUUCUUGCAUUUCUGAUGGACAUCAAUAUAAAACGUUUUUCUCUCUCCGAAGACAAUUUAACUGUUUUCAAACAGUUGCAUUGUGCUAUGAGUGAUUUGUACAGCUGUCUGUUGCGUCAUAGGCAUGUUCUACUUAUGGAUCGUGUACCUCAAUUUAUGCAUAUAUUUAAGGACCUCAUACAAUCAAUUGUUUGGUAUAAAAGUGAUCGUCAAAAGGAUGCAGCUUUAUCAUCCAAUGAGUUGGAGGAUUUAGCCGAGUUGGCAAUGAAGUUGGAGGCCAUAAUGCAAUUGAUAGCUACGCAUAGCGUACAUGUCAAACGUGUAGCGCCAUUUGUGCUCACUUUCAUUAUUAGUUUAAUGGUCGCUAAUAAGCGUGCUACAACGUUAUAUCCGAAGAUCAAAACCCAUAUUGAUAGCGUGUGCCAUGCUUUAAUUGGUAUUUGUGACCACCGAGUUGGUCGUUUUAUUCUACGUUGCUCUAAUGAAGCUGCAAGGCAGGUAUACGAGCUGUAUGUAAAGGACCAUAAAAAAUAUCACAAGUUUAAAGGCAAAGUGUAAAUUGUUUAUUAACAUUAGAAUGUAAUGUUGUAUUCUACAAUUUCAUAAGCACGAAUAUGUUCUGUAAAAUUUUAGAAAUGUCUGAAAUUUUUAUCAAAUAUAUACUACCAAAUUAUUAUAAAAUCUUUCCCAAAGAAUCUCCAAUCUAUCACACGGUUUUCAGUGAAUAAAGAAAUUUUCGAUAAAUAUAUAUUUCGGUUAGGACGGCUAACUUUCAAUUUUAGUAUAACAGUGAGAACUAGAAUUUCAACAAUUUUCAAAUAUCUUUAUAAAAAAGUUUUUUACUAUUAGAGAAUUAAUUAUAUCAUAAUCGUUGAAAUAAUCCACACUUUUCACAAAUUGGUCGGUCAACAUUGCCGCAACCA
Molecule: messenger RNA, 5031 nt
Organism: Ceratitis capitata (Mediterranean fruit fly)
Lineage: Eukaryota; Metazoa; Arthropoda; Insecta; Diptera; Tephritidae
Exons: 8
Coding region: 320-4666 (1448 amino acids)
Source: RefSeq, a predicted model, not a curated record